Molecule: messenger RNA, 2602 nt
Organism: Formica exsecta
Lineage: Eukaryota; Metazoa; Arthropoda; Insecta; Hymenoptera; Formicidae
Gene: gwl
Product: serine/threonine-protein kinase greatwall
Exons: 3
Coding region: 264-2492 (742 amino acids)
Biological process (GO): peptidyl-serine phosphorylation; intracellular signal transduction
Cellular component (GO): nucleus
Molecular function (GO): ATP binding; protein serine/threonine kinase activity
Source: RefSeq, a predicted model, not a curated record
CACGGAGCACGAAGCGUGUGUGUCAUGUUGACUUUGGAAAAUGUCAACCGCUUUUCGAAUUUUGUUUUAAGCGCGAAAUAAAAAGAAAAAUCAUGAUUAGAGUCGAGCGACUCGUGAUACGAAUACGAAUUUUAUGAAGUGGCACGCAAACGAAUAGAUACGUCGGGUAUUAUCGUUGGUAUUCGCGCUCGCCGGAAAUAUAGGUUACAUUCGUCGUGGAUUUCUUCCUUCCUUUUUUUGCAUUUUAUUUUUUUUUUUUUUUAAUGGAAGAAACGACGUCCGAUUCGCCGAAAUCAAGUUCAGAUGAGAAUCGUAUCAAUGAACCAGACAUCGAGACGUCCUGCAAGAAUAUCAAUGACACGGAGCAUCAUAAUGGAGAACAUACACCGCAACAGUCCGAGAGAUACAUCGACAAUUCUAUUUUCAAUACCAUUUCCAAAAUUGUUAAUCCUGCUACGAAGGUACCAGAUAUACAGGAUUUUAAGAUAGUGAAGCCAAUAAGCAGAGGAGCAUUUGGUAAAGUAUUUUUAGGAUACAAAAAAUCCAAUUCUGAGCAAGUGUAUGCGAUUAAAGUGAUGAAGAAGAAUGAGAUGAUAAAUAAGAAUAUGGCUUCACAAGUAGUGAUUGAACGCAAUGCACUGGCUCUGACUCAUAGUCCAUAUUGCGUGCAACUCUUUUAUUCGCUGCAAUCUGUCAGCAGUGUCUAUCUAGUCAUGGAAUAUAUGGUGGGCGGCGAUCUAAAGAGUCUGAUCGGUGUUUAUGGCUUCUUGGAGGAGUCCAUGGCAGCAUUUUACACUGCAGAGGUAUGCCUGGCAUUGGAAUAUCUUCAUUCGCAUGGCAUUGUACAUAGAGAUUUAAAACCGGAUAAUAUGCUUCUCUCGCGCGAAGGACAUGUCAAACUUACCGAUUUUGGACUCAGUAAGAUAUCGUCCUUGCACAGGGAUCUCGAAAUAUCGGAUUUAGUAAAUCCGAUGACUCCCAGUCUAUGCACUAGGACACCCGGCCAGCUGCUUUCGCUAACAUCUCACCUGUCCUUCGGUUCCGGCCAGAAAUCCACUAGUGAAUCGAAUCUCAGCGAUAGAAGCACGCUAGCCAUGAAUUUACUUUCCACCUUGCAAAAAAAUUGCACUAAGUUUGCGGGACAUAUGUCGCCAAACUCAGUCAUUUCCUCUGUUGCAUCCGGAGAUUAUUCUCGAAUAUCUGGUGUCACACCUUUUCAAUCGGUAGAAGAUCUACAUUUCGAGCAAAGUAAUGAGGAACACAAUAACAUGGAAGAGGACAAGAACGUCAUUAAAAAGUAUGAAGACGGUCCGGAUAGUUCUAGCAGCUAUUACACUUGUGAAGCGUCCUCUUCGGUCCCAGCAAGCAAUCAAGAUAUGGGGGAGGAGGAGGAAAAGGAUGAAUCUACGCUGGAGGCAGAAAAGUCUCAGCAGCGAUCUCCUGUACAUGUCAGUAGUCCAGUAAGCACUUGUGUGAAUUCAUUCAGAGAUCGAAUUCGGGGUUCGAAGAGGAAGCGGCCCGGUACAUGCACAACGACCGGCUUAACGUGCGAGAUCGACGCGAUGGAUCUUGAUGUCGACAAAACACCCAAGAGAAAUAACCGCGACUCUAUAUUUCCUUAUACGAGUCCUAUGAUCGAUGACACCUCAGCAUACAUUAAAACAACGGACAUUACCGUCGACUUGGCAAAUAACGAUGGGAGCAAGACACCAAAUCAGGAUACUGAACAGAAUGCAGGGUCUGCAGGUAGAGUAGCUUUCAGUACGCCGGUGUCCUCUGCUAAACGAAGAGAUUGCAAUGAUGAGAAACAGCAGAAGCUACAGGAAGAGGAGGAGGAUGCGAGGACUUUAAUAAAGACGAGAUUUCGCCUACCGCCAUCCGCUUCGCAUUCCGUGCCCGAUCUACAUUCGGAUCUGAACAACACAUCCGAAGAUCAUCGUGAACCGCAAGGUAUCUCGCCCAUCAAGACACCUGCGACUUCGGGUAAUUGUUAUACGCCCUACAGAACGCCCAAAUCUGUGCGAAGAGGCGGUCAAGCUGGCACCAACAGAUCAGACGAUCGCAUACUCGGGACGCCUGAUUAUCUUGCUCCGGAAUUACUGCUUAGACAGGGUCAUGGACCGGCUGUUGACUGGUGGGCGUUAGGCGUGUGCCUAUAUGAAUUCUGCACGGGCUUGCCGCCAUUCAACGACGAAACACCGCAAGCAGUGUUCGCGAACAUUCUCGCGCGCGAUGUUCCCUGGCCGGAAGACGAGGAGGCUUUGUCAUCGGCAGCAACUGAUGCCAUCGACGCGCUGCUCACCUUGGACCAAACGGCACGACCAUCGGCAAAGGAAGUGCGCGCCAUGGCCCUUUUUCGCGAGUUUCCCUGGAACGAGCCGUCAAAAGCGGUACCACCAUUCAUCCCGCAGCCGGACGAUAAAUACGAUACGUGCUACUUUCAAGCGCGGAAUACUCUGCAACAAUUGAAUAUAAGUAAUUGCGAUACGUAGCCUUCUACAUAUUGUAUGCAGACGUGGCAAGAACGGAAGCCUAUAAUGUGUCCAAACUGUUAUUAUAUAUAACUUUAUUUUUUUUAUAUAUUUGUAUGUAUAGCAAUAUA